Molecule: messenger RNA, 4202 nt
Organism: Spodoptera frugiperda (fall armyworm)
Lineage: Eukaryota; Metazoa; Arthropoda; Insecta; Lepidoptera; Noctuidae
Gene: Oatp26F
Product: solute carrier organic anion transporter family member 4A1
Exons: 14
Coding region: 264-2471 (735 amino acids)
Biological process (GO): sodium-independent organic anion transport; transmembrane transport
Cellular component (GO): membrane
Molecular function (GO): protein binding
Source: RefSeq, a predicted model, not a curated record
CACAUUGCGCGCGCAGUCUGCCGUGCGACAGGUGAGCGCGCGCACGUCACGAACGCUUCCAAAUUCAAAAUUCGAAUCGCGAAUCCCGCGCACGAUAACUUUUACUUUCCUUUUUUUAAUAUUACGUCACAGUCGUGUUACGUUUAGUAAUCGCCGGUCGUUCUGACGCAAGUGAUUCUAGUGCAAGUGAAGUGAUCCUUUAAGUUUGUGAUUGUUCUAAAAUGGGAUUGUGAUUGGUCAAGAAGCGAAGGAAAAUUAGCACGAUGCCGGCGGACGGUGUGGGAGGGUGCGUCAACAAGGCGUUCGAGGGUGCUGACGAUGGGUUCCACACCAUAGACCUCCGGACUGGCCGGCGGGAUGAUGAGCACCACACUAGGACGCAGGCCUCAACAGAAGCUGACCAUGUGUCUCCAAAGCAAACUGCUCAUGAUGAGGAGCAUUCCCUCAAGUGUGGAUGGGGCAUGUUCCGACCCUCGUGGCUGCAGCGGUUCAGGACUGCCAAGUGGGCGCUGUUCUGGCUCUGCUGGGCUGGAGCCAUACAAGGUAUGGUGGUAAAUGGGUUCGUGAACGUGGUGAUCACCACCAUUGAGAAGAGGUUCGGCCUGAGGUCCAUGCAGACUGGAGUCAUAGCUGGAGGCUACGACAUGGCAUCGUUCGCAUGUCUGGCCCCAGUCACCUACCUGGGAGGUCGCUCAGGGUCCUCCAAGCCUCGCUGGCUGGGGCUGGGAGUACUCCUCAUGGGCACAGGGUCCCUACUCUUCGCCCUGCCACAUUUCCUGGUGCCUAACUACAAGAUAGCUGGGAAUGAACCUGCUGAUCUAUGUACUCCUAAUAGGACGUUGACAGACAGUUGCGACGGUAACGUGCCGUCGGAGGGCGGCGCGUGGGCAGUUGCAGUGUUCGUGUUCGCGCAACUGUUGCACGGCGCGGGCGCAACACCGCUGUUCACGCUCGGCGUCACCUACAUAGAUGAGAACGUGUCCAAGAAGAUGUCUUCUGUUUAUUUGGGUGUAUACUAUACAAUGGCGGUGGUGGGCCCAGCGAUGGGCUAUGUGAUCGGUGGACAAAUGCUCACCAUCUACACAGACUUCCUCACUGUCGACUCCGACGCGUUAGGUGUAACUCCAGUCAGCUCCGUAUGGAUUGGCGCCUGGUGGAUAGGGUUCAUACUAUCCGCCAUUCUGUGCCUCAUCGUGGCCAUUCCAUUGAUGGCCUUCCCUCAUGAACUGCCUGGCGCAGCUGAGAUUAGAGCGUCGAAGGUAUCUGAAGCUCACGAAGGAGCUGCCUCCAAGUCAGCAGCGUUCAGCGCCUUACACGAGCUGCCUCGUGCGGCAGCUGCCUUGCUCCGAAACCCCACCUUCCUGUUCCUCAACCUGGCAGGUGCUACUGAAGGCAUGCUCAUAUCAGGGUUCGCUGCGUUCUUGCCAAAGUUGAUUGAAAACCAGUUUGCUGUCAACGCUUCGGAAGCUGCUUUACUUUUGGGAGUGAUCACAGUACCAGCGGGUGGUGGUGGCACAUUCCUCGGAGGGUGGCUGGUGAAGCGCUGGCAGCUGGCGUGCGCUGGCAUCAUCAAGCUGUGCGUGGCAGCCACGGUGGUGGCCGCUGCCUUCACCUUCGGCUUCGUGCUCACUUGUGAUGACUACCCCUUUGCUGGAGUCACCGUCAUGUACAAUAGCCCUGCAGUGCCAGGUGCCGACAGUCUCACGGCAAUGUGCAACACGGACUGCUCGUGUAUCAACGCUCCGUACUCGCCCGUGUGUGGAGCCGAUGGCAACGUGUACUACUCCGCCUGCCACGCUGGCUGCACCAGGCAGACCCUCGCGGGCGCCGCGCAGCUCUUCCACCAGUGCUCCUGUGUGCUCACCAAAGAAAAUAUGACGCUACCGACGUAUGAACUUGAAGGAGAAGUUAACUCAACGAUCUCUUAUGAAGCCAUCAAUAGCAUCUGUUCAACGGACUGCCCAUUACUUUGGGUGUUCGUGUGCAUGUCGUUUGGAGUCAUGCUGUUCACGUUCCUGGCUACCAUGCCUGCGUUGUCAGCUACAUUGAGGUGUGUGCGAGAAGACCAGCGUUCGUUCGCAUUGGGCAUCCAGUGGAUCAAAGUCCGUCUGCUGGGUACGAUCCCUGCGCCUCUGCUGUUUGGGUUCCUCAUCGACCUGUCAUGUUCCCUGUGGUCUACCUCUUGUAACAAGACGGGUGCCUGCUUGCAGUAUGACAAUACUAAUAUGAGCAGGUACAUGCUAGGUAUUGCAUUGGUGGGCAAGCUCUGUUCUUUGCUGUUCUUCUUCCUGGCGUGGUGGUUCUACCGUCCACCAGGCAGCAAGAACGGCAACGCCAUAGUUCCCUCAGUAGACCUAGUGGUCUGCGCCGAGAAGACCAAUGGGAACGUCACGAAUGUGGCCAAUGGGACGUUGGAGAGAGGCAGCAAUGGCUACUGUAAUGCAGCGUUAGAAUGUAGUGACCAUUUGUAAGGUAGUUUUAAAGACUUUGUUGUUGUAUUAUACCGGACGCCGAAGUUAUGAUCGUUCCUUUUUGUCUGGACAAUUUUGGUUCAGUGAGAGUACGGGUUGCGCAGGACCGGCUGCGAGUAGAGGCUAAUUCAAUAAGGCCAUAAAGUGAAGAUUCCAAAUGUUUUCUUAUGGACAAUCUCGAAUGUAUUUAAUAAUCGAUCGAUCAACAAGUUUAGACGUGACUGUAUGAACAUUUUACUUUAUAAAAUGGUUCAGUAAGCGGUUAUCCUACCCAGGAAAUAGGUAGUACGACUUGUACCUAAACCCACAAUAACAAAUUUUAUUUUAUCUGUUAUUAAAAUUAAUUAUUUAGUUGUAUGUAAUAUAAGAGCUGAUUAUUCCAAUGCAACAAUUAUUACGGUCCUGUGGUUGAUGUUAAAUAAUAAUAAUUAUUAUUAAUUAUACAUUUAUUGAAAUGAUUGUUUACAUUCCAAAAUAAUAAUAGUUCUGUUGUAAAAUAUCUGUGAUGUAAUAGUUUGUAGAUAAUUGUAAGUAUGUCACCGAUAUCAGGUCCUCGUAAUAUAGUGCAGAUUGUACACCUACUUUAAGUAUUAGAUGUAUUUGGGGUACACGAUUUAAAGGUAUCAGGCAUUUUUUCAAAAAUUCUAUAACAUCGUGAAGUAUUAAUGUGAUUUGGGUAAUGACAUAUCAUACUCAUAGGUCAGCCAAUCAUAUUUUGACAUUUUAUAAUGUGACCAAUCAACGACGCGUUACGUUUAGUUUUAUCAAGAAGCUUCCGAGAUAACUCAAUAAGUAGGUACUUUCGUUUGCUCAUUUCUUUUUGUCAUUGUAUUUGAAUUUUUUAAGCACUUUCGAUGCGAUUGCGAUUUUUCCUUUGUACCUAGAUAGCAAAAUAAAUAGAUGUCUACAUUGUCGUUACUAUUUUAAGCUUUAUGUACCCCAACGUAGAGUGUAUUUAUCAAUAAGUAGAGUACAAUUCGGGAAGGCACAAUUUAUAAAUACUUUUUUACAUUUUUGAAUUUCAAAAUAACGAUUAAGGCACCCAUGUACAUAGUUCUAACUUAUUUGUUGUUAAUGCAAAUCAAUAGUUGUUAAAAUUGUAUUUUGGUUGAAGACUGAUUGUUUAAUAGUAAUUAUUAAAAUAAAUGUUAAGUGUACGUGUAACUUUAUCCUUUAUAAUGGCUGUAGGUACCAACUUUCAUUGAAUUAAAGGAUUGUGAAGUACCUAGUGUGGGAGAGUCAUGCUUCGGCACGAAUCGACUGGCUCGACCACCAACAGGUGAUCUGAUGGCUCAUUUACUAGCUUGUACCAUAAAAAAAUACAGUAUAAAACUUGAAUAUCUACAGUACACACUGUACUAACAACAAUUCAAUCUUCACAAUUCUUUAAUUCUAGAAAGUUAUUUAAUGUGUGUAGAUAUUGGAUAUUUUUGACAAGUGAAUAGGUUUGUGGACAGUCAAGUAUGAAUAAAUAGAAAAAAAGCAGUGUCACAUUGGCCUAAUACAAUCGAGCUGUCUCGAUCAAUAUCGGACCACCAAUUUCAAUUCCGGAUCAACUACCUACCACAAUAUUGAAAAAAAAAACUAGUUUAUAUGAAAAAUACAAUUUGUAAAGUUUUUACAUAAUUAGGUAGUUUUUUUAAUGUAAUUUGUAUCAUAUUAUUGUAGGUGAUCAAUUUUGAAACUGUACAAUUUUACACGGAUUGAUUGAAAUAAAAUAAAUUAAAAGUG